Octodon degus (degu) is the source of this 1284-nucleotide messenger RNA. RefSeq names its product POP7 homolog, ribonuclease P/MRP subunit (gene Pop7). The coding region runs from base 666 to 1088 and encodes 140 amino acids. Lineage: Eukaryota; Metazoa; Chordata; Mammalia; Rodentia; Octodontidae. Gene Ontology annotation, molecular function: nucleic acid binding. The transcript has 2 exons. Gene Ontology annotation, biological process: tRNA 5'-leader removal. The record is from RefSeq and is a predicted model, not a curated record. Gene Ontology annotation, cellular component: ribonuclease MRP complex; nucleus; nucleolar ribonuclease P complex.
CUGGACGCAGGCCGUGAGUCCCCGCGUACAGGGAAAGAAAGGUCCCCACGAACCGAGUGCCCGGGCCCCAGAGAUAUUGGACAAGAGGUCUGCUCCACCCAAGCCUCUGCUGACCCGGGGAACUCGAAGGACGCAGAGUCCAGCUUACUUUUAAGUCUCUUCUAAACCACGUACUACUAAACUCACGCCGCUCCCUGCCUGCACCCCCAUUCCCUAUCUUCUGCACCCCUAGAAUGGUUUCCAGCACGGUCUCUGCGCGCCACAAACUCCGCUAGGAACGCUCGCCCCAUCUAGCCCCGCCCCGUGACACCUCGCCCCGCCCAGGCGCACGUGUAUAGACCUCAUCAUGCUGGGAAGUCUCGCGGUGCCAAACUCGAGAGGUCGCGCGAGUGCUCAGCGGAGGGGUGGGGAGAAUGGCUGCCGGAAGGCGAUGCGGCGCGAGGCAGGGGGUCGUGGGGCGCGUGCGCACUCCGUAGCUCUUCUUGGCGCUUCGAUCUGGCGUUCUGCUUGCGCUCUGCUUCUCUUCUUUCUCCUCUUCUCUCCGACCUUACGGGUCGCGGGCGGCGGUCUCCAGUUCGGCCGGUCGGCGAGCUCUUGAGUGGCUUGGCAGAGAACGGGCUGCGCACGGCUUGGAGGACGCUGUGGAGCGGAAAGGCUCCCGAAGCAUGGCUGAAAACCGGGAGCCCCGUGGGGCCGUCGAGGCUGAGCUGGACCCGGUGGAGUACACCCUUCGGAAACGCCUUCCCCACCGCCUGCCCCGGAGACCCAAUGAUAUUUACGUCAACAUGAAGACGGACUUUAAGGCCCAGCUGGCCCGCUGCCAGAAGCUGCUGGACGGAGGGGCGCGGGGUCAGAAUGCGUGCACUGAAAUCUACAUUCACGGUUUGGGCCUGGCCAUCAACCGUGCCAUCAACAUCGCCCUGCAGCUGCAGGCGGGCAGCUUCGGGUCUUUGCAGGUCGCUGCCAACACCUCCACUGUGGAGCUUGUGGAUGAGCUGGAACCGGAGACUGAUACGCGGGAGCCCCUAACCCGAACCCGAAACAACUCAGCCAUCCACAUCCGGGUCUUCAGGGUCACACCCAAGUAAUUGAAAUGAAGCCACACACAGUUCGGUCCCAACGUGGCUGUCCUGACUCUUAGGUGCUAAGUACUGUCACAGACUACCUGCGAGAGCCAUGUAAGAAGCCCAAAAGACUGAAUUGAGGGUGGGACAGUAAUUUCUUAUGGGGCCCAAGCAGUGGCUUUUUCUUGUCCAGGACAAUAAAAAGUACGAAGUUGUGUUG